CGAAUACCUGCUCUACCCGUCUAACUCUAUGGCUGUACCUCCUGGUUUCGGCGACGGUCUUUAAGCUCUCAUUCGCAAGAGCGCUCAGCGCUCUCGUGCCUGGACGUGGAGAGGGUGUGAAACCACCACCACUGUGCGCUGAGGUCUCCAGCUAGCUCCUCGCUCUUCUAGUUACGGGCUUGCACCUUCAGCAGCCUUCUGCUUGGUGCUGCGCUUUUCUGAGGGGGCAAAGAUGAAGAUUGUGGGUCCGUUUCUUUUCAUCCUUGCUCUCGGAGCUGCUUUGGUGGCAUUCUUCUGGAGAGACACUUUUGAGCCAGAGAGUCUCUCCGGUGCCCGUGUUCUUGUGACCGGUGCCAGCGAUGGGAUCGGGGAGCAGAUGGCUUAUCAUUAUGCACGAUUCGGGGCCGAGCUUGUCCUGACGGCCCGGAGGGAGGCUGUGCUGCAGAAAGUGACGGAGAAAUGUCUGAAGCUGGGUGCCAAGAAAGCCGUUUAUUUCCCCGCAGAUAUGGCUUCCCCCCAGGAGCCUGAAAAACUGGUCCAGUUUGCACUGCAGAGCCUGGGGGGUCUGGAUUAUGUGGUUCUCAACCACAUUGGCUGGUCCCCUUUCGAAAUGUGGGGUGGAGACGUGAACCACACACGCUGGCUGAUGGAGGUGAAUUUCCUUAGUUAUGUGGCCAUUGCCUCAGCAGCUCUCCCUACACUGAUUGAGAGGAAAGGGGCUAUCAUUGUGGUCUCUUCCCUUGCAGGGAGACUAGCGACCCCCUUCACGACCUCUUACUCCGCAACCAAGUUUGCCCUGGAGGGCUUCUUCGGAUCCUUGCGGCAAGAGCUCAACAUGCAGAAGAAAGACGUAAGCGUUACCCUCUGUGUCCUCGGCCUCAUUGACACAGAGUCGGCUUUGACGAAAGUAAGGGGCGUGACGACCAUGACAGCAGCCCCGGCAUCGGAAGCUGCCUUGGCCAUUGUGAAAGGGGGAGCCACCCGGGCCAUGGAGAUCUUCUACCCCUGGAGCACUUGGUGGCUGUGCCAGAUUCGAGACUGGUUUCCAUACCAGAGGGACUGGGUCAUACGCAAGUUUUAUAAUUACACCAGUGCCUGAGUGCAGUAAGACGACGCCAGCCCUCCGGUCCAGCGAAAGAGCCUUGCAAUCGGAGGGCAUCACCAUCUGGAGUUGUUAUUUCAACAGAGCACCUUGUGAGGAUCAGAUUGGGUGUCAGCUCAGCCAGGCAUGCACAGAGUGCAAAUCCCACCCCCCACCCGUAUUUCUCUGGCAACUGCAGUCAGGCCUGCCAAACAGCUGGAGCAGGGAAGAAGAGUUUUUCCAGACAACUUCGCCACCUUUCAUGACAAAUUAAGGUAAAUCUAAUUUGGUAAUGAGAGAGAGAGAGAGAGAGAGAAAGAAGCAUGCUGAGCCUUGGCCUAUAUAUUCAGCGCAAUGAGGCGACUGAAUCCUGGGGUGGUUGUGUGGACAGUCUCCCUCCAGACUCUAGGUGGAGGUUUUGGAUGCUUCCCUGCAUUCAAAGGAAAAACCCCUCCCUGCAAGGAGAAAAUACCACAUUUCCUCAAAUACAAGAUGAUGUAACCUGACCAGUUGAGUUUGGAGAGCAGUGGUCCCUUGAGGCUGUUCCUGCUAUGUUAAUUGAAUUAGAUGAGAUGUCCGCAUACUCACCCCACCCUCCUAUAUCCCGAGAUGAAAGGUCUCUAUUAUUAUUAGUAUUAUUUUAUUUAUUUGAUUUAUAUACCGCCCUUCCAAAAUGGCUCAGGGUGGUUUACAAUUAAAACAAACCACUAAAACAGUAAAGAGCUAAAACAAAUUAAAAAACCAUAUAAUAAUUAACAAUUUAAAAACAUUUUAAAACAACAAUUAAACAAUUACAGUGAUUAAAAUCCCGAAAUCGGGUUUUGAAUUUUAAAAUAAACCAGAUAUUAAAACCCCCAAAUUUAGGAAGGUGAGAAAGCUUGGGUGAAAAGAUGGGUUUUCAGAUGUUUUUUGAAAAUUGCCAGAGAUGGGGAGGAUCGUAUCUCAGCAGGGAGCGCAUUCCACAACCAACAGGGCAGAGUUGGGGGCAACUGGAGACAGACCUCCUCAAGUGACCUCAGCGGCCGGUGGGGCUCAUAACGAAGAAGAUGCUCUCUUAGAUACCCAAGGCCUAAGCCGUUUAGGGCUUUGAAAGUUAUAACUAGCACUUUGUAUUUUCUCCGGAAACCUAUUGGCAGCCAUCACUAAAGGCAUAACAUUGUCUCUCCGAGAUGACCCAGAGACCAACCUGGCUGCCACGUUCUGAACCAACUGAAGUUUCUGGACUAUGUACAAAGGGAGCCCCAUGUAGAGCACAUUACAGAAGUCAAGUCUGGAGGUCACCAACAGAUGUACCAGAUGUCUAUUAUGUAAUUCUGGAGAUGUCAUGUUCUGGAAGAAAGGAUGAUCCCUUUAAAAAUACUAGCCAGGAAUGAGUUUUUCAGGCCGGGACGGUUUCUGGUUUGGGGUGGUGGUUCUGAGCCUGGGUCCUGGCCCAACACUGACAGUGUGACCCAAAUUUCACCGCCCACUUCACCUCCUACACUCCCCGCCUGAGCCGCAAGUCUUGGGGACUCGGGGAUGUGCCGGCAGCUGCAAGGUUGGGCCCUCUAACUUUAACACGAGCUCCUUAGAAGUGAGGUUAAGUACAGGUUAUACCCUCACUUAUGUGAAAGGAAGAGGGCUCUGGAUUUAAGAUGAACCCCCCCCCCCGAUUUCUAACAUGAAAGAACUUGGAAAACACAUGUCUUGGAUUUGGAUAAAUAUGCUGAGCGCUACAACAGUGCUCUUCAGUGUAAGGCCCGGGGACCAGGGGUAGCCCCCCCCCCACAUCAACCCCCUGAUUAACGGUUUGUUGGAGCUGUGUGAAGCUUGGGCCAAAGCAGAGUUCUCUGCACACUGUAGCCCUUCCCAGCACUUUCCUGGAAGAGCUCUUAAGAGACCCCGUCCCCACGCCCAUCUCUCUUAAAGGGCCAUCCCGUGCAGUACUGUGUGGAGGUCAGCACAGUGGGAAACGGCUCUCGCAUUCUUUUCCCCUCUCCCCCCCCCCGGAAAAAUAAUGACGAUUACUUGCACUACAGGGACCAGACCAGGCUGGAAACUUUCUUUCUGGGUGCUAGUUCGCUUGCUCCUGUGCUUUUGCUUUCAGGGAGUUUCUCACAUGGGGUUGCAUAGGCAGGUGCUUUCGAUUGAGUCAGGCCCUUGGUCCAUCUCGCUUGGUAUUGUCUGCACGGACUUGCAGCAGCUUCCCACGGUUUCCACUUUGGGGACUUCCCCGGUCGUAGUUGGAGAUGCUGCCAGGGAUUGAACCUGGGACCUCCUGCAGGUAAAGGAGGUGCUCUGCCACGGAGCUAUGGAUGCUCCUGAUGACCCUCGGAAGCUGCCUUCCACGGAGCCAGACGAUCAGUAUAUCCAGCUCUGUAUUGUCUACUCUGAUGGGUAAUGGAGCUGUGGUCCCUCCCCAAGCAUGGCACCCCUCUGCUUGCCACCUGCAAUGGUCCAGGCCACACAGCCAUUUGUGAAUCCCCCUUCCUCUCUCUGCUGCGGGGUGAGACCAUGCCUUGGUGGGGUCCGGUGGCGUCUUUUGGAGCUGUAAAGCAAACAGGCUACCACCGAAACCCAGAGACCAUUACAGGCUUCCCUAUGUAAUGUCUAGUUAAACCUGUCCUUGUCUUCCGGGGUCCCCUGCCCCAUGGCCUUGCCCCUUUGCCUGACCCAUUUGCUAUUGUAUCCUUCCUUUUGGCCUUGACUCCUCCAGCUCCACCGCCUGCAGCCAUCUGAAGGUGUACUGAUCCCACAAGCAAAUGAACCUCACAGAUCACAGAGCCUCACUGCCCUUUUCUCCCUUGCUUCCCCUUAUGACCGGAGCCCCAUCCACAGCGCCAUAGAUCUUGUUCUCCCUUCAGUGACUUUGCCCAUUCUCCCUUGUUGCUCCCUGUGCCUGCAACAGAGCUUCAUGGAUCUGCUCCAUUAUAUGCCCCUGCUGCCCCUUAUUUCCGGAGCCCCCCCCUCCCCCGAGCCUCAUAGAUCUUGUGCUCCCUUCAGUGACUCUGCCCUUUCUUCAGGAGUGCGGGUCUUGUAGCGAGCAUGAAUUGCUCCCUUUGUUAAGCAAGGUCCAUCCCGGUUUGUAUUUGAAUGGGAGACUACUUGUGUGUGAGUACUGGAAGAUAUUCCCUUUAGGGCAGGGAUUCUCAACGUUGGGUCCUUAGAUGUUAUUGGGCUUCAACACCCAUAAUCCCCAGCCCCAGUGGCCUUUGGUUGGGGAUUAUGGGAGUUGAAGUCCAAUAACUUCUGGAGACCCAAUGUUAAGAAUCCCUGCUUUAGGGGAUGGGGCUGCUCUGGGAAGAGUACCUGCUUGCUUGCAUGCAGAAGGUCCCAAGUUCCUUCCCUGGCAGCAUCUCCAAGAUAGGGCUGAGAGAAAGUCCUGCCUGCAACCUUGGAGAAGCCGCUGCCAGUCUGUGUAGACGAGGGAAUCUCAACAUUGGGUCCCCAGAUGUUAUUGGACUUCAGUUCCCAUAAUCUCCAGCCCCAGUGGCCUUCAGUUGGGGAUUAUGGGAGUUGAAGUCCAAUAAUAUAUGGGGACCCAACGUUGAGAAUCCCUGGUGUAGACAAUACUGAGCUCGAUUGAUCAAUAAGGCAGCUUCCUAUGUUCCCUUGCUGCUUCCUAUGCCUGGAACAUGUUCUCAGAGCUUCGUAGAUCAGCUACCUUAAAUGACUCUGUCCCCUGCUGCCCCUUGUGUCUGGAGUCCCCACCAGAGCCUCACAGAUCCUGCACCCUUAGAUGAAUCUGCCCUUUGUCGCUUUCUGCCUCUUAUGCCUGGAGCGCUUUCCUAGAAUAAUUCCACUUUGUCUCCUUCCUUCAAAUGUCCUCUCUUCCGUGAAGCACAAUUCCCUCACCCCCAUCUCCUCACCAUAAAGAAGGCAAGUUAUGUGCAACAAAAAUAGAUGUAUGUUUGUCCGAUGUUUACCCCUUUCCCUGCAGUCUCCCUUAUUUUGAUAUCUAGCCUGUAAGCCCCUUGGGGCAGGGAACUGUCAUCUUGUUCCCUGGAUCACACAUGUAGCUGGUGUUGUAUAAAUAACAAAUAAAUCUCCUGAUGUUUU
Molecule: messenger RNA, 5119 nt
Organism: Hemicordylus capensis (graceful crag lizard)
Lineage: Eukaryota; Metazoa; Chordata; Lepidosauria; Squamata; Cordylidae
Gene: HSD11B1L
Product: hydroxysteroid 11-beta dehydrogenase 1 like
Exons: 8
Coding region: 233-1099 (288 amino acids)
Cellular component (GO): intracellular membrane-bounded organelle
Molecular function (GO): oxidoreductase activity
Source: RefSeq, a predicted model, not a curated record